AUGUCCGGGAAGGCACCCAUAUAUAAACUACCUCCGUUACCACGUCUAAGAGUGAAAAAACCAGUAAUAAGGCAGGAAGCAAACAAAUGUCUAGUAUUAAUGUCUAAUCUAUUACAAUGUUGGUCUUCAAAUGGUCAUAUGAACCCUGCAUGUGAGACCCUGGCCACGGAAUUGAAAGCAUGUACUAAGGAGAAUGCUAUGGGGAAGAGUAGAACGGAACAAAAAAGUAAUAUUAAUUACCAUGCUGCAAGAUUGUAUGGUAGGAUAAAUGGGAAACCUCACGAUUAA
Messenger RNA from Naumovozyma castellii, 288 nucleotides. RefSeq names its product mitochondrial 37S ribosomal protein mS37 (gene MRP10). Bases 1 to 288 code for a protein of 95 amino acids. The transcript has a single exon. The record is from RefSeq and is a predicted model, not a curated record. Lineage: Eukaryota; Fungi; Ascomycota; Saccharomycetes; Saccharomycetales; Saccharomycetaceae.